GGAAUUCUUACCCCACCCUGACACCUUUUCUCCCUUUACCUUUGCCAGGGUUUGGCCGCAAGGAUGUAGUUGAGUAUUUGCUCCAGAGCGGUGCCAACGUCCACGCGCGGGAUGACGGAGGCCUCAUCCCUCUGCACAACGCCUGCUCCUUUGGGCACGCCGAAGUUGUCAAUCUUCUCCUGCGGCAUGGUGCAGAUCCUAAUGCUCGGGAUAAUUGGAAUUACACUCCCCUUCAUGAAGCUGCCAUUAAGGGCAAGACAGAUGUCUGCAUUGUACUGCUGCAGCAUGGUGCUGAACCAACCAUUCGGAACACAGAUGGAAGAACAGCUUUGGAUUUAGCAGACCCUUCUGCAAAAGCAGUGCUGACUGGUGAAUACAAGAAAGAUGAACUCUUAGAAAGUGCCAGGAGUGGGAAUGAGGAAAAGAUGAUGUCUCUUCUUACACCAUUAAAUGUUAACUGUCAUGCAAGUGAUGGCAGAAAGUCUACUCCAUUGCAUUUAGCAGCUGGGUAUAACCGUGUAAAAAUAGUACAGCUCUUACUGCAGCAUGGGGCUGACGUACAUGCUAAGGAUAAAGGAGAUCUGGUGCCACUUCACAAUGCCUGUUCCUAUGGUCAUUAUGAAGUCACAGAGCUUCUAGUAAAGCAUGGAGCAUGUGUGAAUGCAAUGGAUCUGUGGCAAUUCACCCCUCUGCAUGAAGCAGCUUCUAAGAACAGGGUGGAAGUAUGUUCUCUUUUGUUAAGUUAUGGUGCAGACCCAACACUGUUGAACUGUCACAACAAAAGCACCAUUGAUUUGGCUCCAACACCCCAAUUAAAAGAACGAUUAGCAUAUGAAUUCAAAGGUCACUCACUGCUGCAGGCUGCAAGAGAAUCAGAUGUUGCUCGUAUAAAGAAACAUCUUUCUUUGGAAACAGUGAACUUCAAGCACCCUCAGACACAUGAGACAGCACUGCACUGUGCUGCUGCAUCUCCAUAUCCGAAGAGGAAACAAGUAUGUGAAUUGCUGCUAAGGAAAGGAGCCAACAUCAAUGAAAAAACAAAAGACUUCUUGACUCCUCUGCAUGUGGCAUCAGAAAAGGCUCAUAAUGAUGUUGUUGAAGUAGUUGUGAAACAUGAAGCUAAGGUUAAUGCAUUAGAUAAUCUUGGCCAGACUUCUCUUCAUAGAGCAGCACAUUGUGGUCAUCUUCAGACAUGCAGGUUGCUGCUGAGUUCUGGAUGUGAUCCUUCCAUCGUGUCUCUGCAGGGCUUUACAGCCUUACAAAUGGGGACUGAAAGUGUGCAGCAGCUACUGCAAGAAGGCAUUCCAUUAGGUAAUUCUGAUGCAGAUCGACAGUUGCUGGAGGCUGCAAAGGCUGGAGAUGUGGAUACUGUAAAAAAGCUGUGUACAGUUCAGAGUGUGAACUGCAGAGAUAUUGAAGGACGUCAGUCAACACCACUUCAUUUUGCAGCUGGAUAUAACAGAGUAUCUGUUGUGGAAUAUCUUCUUCAGCAUGGAGCUGAUGUGCAUGCAAAAGAUAAGGGAGGACUUGUCCCUUUACAUAAUGCUUGCUCAUAUGGGCACUAUGAAGUUGCAGAACUGCUGGUUAAACACGGUGCAGUCGUCAAUGUCGCCGACUUGUGGAAAUUCACUCCCUUGCAUGAAGCUGCAGCAAAAGGAAAAUACGAGAUUUGCAAACUCCUGUUACAGCAUGGUGCUGAUCCCACAAAGAAAAACAGAGAUGGAAAUACUCCUCUAGACCUUGUUAAAGACGGUGAUACUGAUAUUCAAGACCUGCUUAGAGGAGAUGCAGCUCUGCUAGAUGCUGCUAAGAAAGGUUGUUUGGCCCGAGUGAAGAAGCUGUGCUCACCUGACAAUGUCAACUGUCGGGACACGCAGGGACGGCAUUCCACACCUCUGCAUUUAGCAGCUGGUUACAACAAUUUGGAGGUUGCAGAGUACCUGUUACAGCACGGGGCAGAUGUGAAUGCACAGGAUAAAGGAGGUUUGAUUCCUCUGCAUAAUGCAGCAUCUUAUGGGCAUGUUGACGUAGCAGCUUUACUUAUAAAGUAUAAUGCAUGUGUGAAUGCUACAGACAAAUGGGCUUUCACACCUCUGCAUGAAGCAGCCCAGAAAGGAAGGACACAGCUUUGUGCCUUGUUACUGGCACAUGGGGCUGAUCCUACUCUGAAAAACCAAGAGGGACAAACUCCACUGGACCUGGUCACUGCAGAUGAUGUCAGUGCGUUACUGACAGCAGCGAUGCCUCCUUCUGCCUUACCUACUUGCUACAAGCCUCAGGUUAUAAGUGUGUCUCAGGCUACAGGCUCUGCAGCUGAUUCCCUGUCUUCUGUCCCAUCCAGUCCAUCCAGUCUGUCUGCUGCAAGCAGUCUGGACAACUUGUCUGGUAGUUUUUCUGAACUUCCUUCUGUUGUUGGUACGAACUGUGCAGAGGGAGCUACUGUUCUGGAGAAGAAAGAAGUUUCAGGUGUAGACUUUAGCAUUAACCAGUUUGUGCGGAACCUUGGCCUCGAACACCUGAUCGACAUAUUUGAGAGAGAACAGAUAACACUGGAUGUGUUGGUUGAAAUGGGACACAAAGAAUUGAAGGAAAUUGGAAUUAAUGCUUAUGGCCAUAGGCAUAAAAUCAUCAAAGGAGUUGAAAGACUUAUUUCUGGACAACAAGGACUCAACCCAUACCUGACUCUAAAUACUUCUGGCAGUGGAACUAUUCUCAUAGACCUUUCCACUGAAGAUAAGGAGUUUCAGUCAGUAGAAGAAGAGAUGCAGAGCACUGUCCGGGAGCACAGGGAUGGAGGACAUGCUGGUGGAGUCUUCAACAGAUACAACAUCCUAAAGAUUCAGAAAGUAUGCAACAAAAAACUAUGGGAAAGAUACACUCACAGGAGGAAAGAGGUCUCUGAAGAGAAUCAUAACCAUGCUAAUGAAAGAAUGCUGUUUCAUGGCUCCCCAUUUGUGAAUGCCAUCAUUCACAAAGGCUUUGAUGAGAGACAUGCCUACAUAGGAGGCAUGUUUGGAGCUGGGAUUUACUUUGCUGAAAAUUCUUCCAAAAGCAAUCAAUAUGUAUAUGGAAUUGGAGGUGGCACUGGAUGUCCAAUUCACAAAGACAGAUCUUGUUAUGUUUGCCACAGGCAAUUGCUCUUUUGUCGUGUAACACUGGGCAAGUCUUUCCUGCAGUUCAGUGCUAUGAAAAUGGCUCAUUCUCCCCCAGGACAUCACUCAGUUACUGGGAGACCCAGUGUAAAUGGAUUGGCAUUGGCAGAGUAUGUCAUUUAUAGAGGAGAGCAGGCUUAUCCAGAAUACUUGAUUACUUACCAGAUUAUGAAACCUGAAGCCACCACUGAAGCUUAAGACAAGUUACUUGUGGGAAACCAUCAGACUGUGGAUGUGAACACACCAGUGGCUGCCAUCAUGUUUAAUUACAAGUUUUUGUUGAAAAACUUCCAUUCACAGGUGGUGCGGUAGCAAAUGUGAACAAAACAUACCAGUUUUGACUUGAUAAAGCUUUAAUAAUGUACAGUAUGUUUUUUCUAAAAUUUCAGAAAUGUCCUCUUUUUCAGCACUUUAACAGAUACCAUUCCAGGCAUAAACUGGGGUUUGGCUGUACUAAAUUAUAAACAGAAAUUAACUUGAAAGAAUGGUUUUAUACAACACUGCAUU
Molecule: messenger RNA, 3659 nt
Organism: Acanthisitta chloris (rifleman)
Lineage: Eukaryota; Metazoa; Chordata; Aves; Passeriformes; Acanthisittidae
Gene: TNKS2
Product: tankyrase, TRF1-interacting ankyrin-related ADP-ribose polymerase 2
Exons: 26
Cellular component (GO): nucleus; cytoplasm
Molecular function (GO): NAD+ poly-ADP-ribosyltransferase activity; protein binding
Source: RefSeq, a predicted model, not a curated record